This is a messenger RNA of Diceros bicornis minor, 2534 nucleotides long. RefSeq names its product serine hydroxymethyltransferase 1 (gene SHMT1). Gene Ontology annotation, biological process: protein homotetramerization; folic acid metabolic process; cellular response to leukemia inhibitory factor. The record is from RefSeq and is a predicted model, not a curated record. Gene Ontology annotation, cellular component: cytoplasm; nucleus; cytosol. Gene Ontology annotation, molecular function: protein homodimerization activity; mRNA regulatory element binding translation repressor activity; mRNA 5'-UTR binding. Lineage: Eukaryota; Metazoa; Chordata; Mammalia; Perissodactyla; Rhinocerotidae. Bases 159 to 1613 code for a protein of 484 amino acids. The transcript has 13 exons.
GGGGUUCUAGACUCGCGCGGCGGGUCACGUGGCGAGCGCGCGGCCGGGAGCAGGUCAGUUGACCUCGGACUCUGUCGCGCGGGCAGCAGCGUGCAGCCUCGGUGUCGUGGGGCAGGUGCACGAGACCCCGUUCCGGUAGGCAACUUUGAACCAGUGCAAUGGCGACUCCAGUCAAUGGGGCCCAUGAGGAUGCUGACCUGUGGUCCUCACAUGAGAAAAUGCUGGCGCAGCCCCUGAAAGACAGCGACGUUGAGGUUUACAACAUCAUUAAGAAGGAGAGUAACCGGCAGAGGGUCGGAUUGGAGCUGAUCGCCUCAGAGAAUUUCGCCAGCCGAGCAGUUUUGGAGGCCCUAGGGUCUUGCUUAAACAACAAGUACUCUGAGGGGUAUCCAGGCCAGAGGUAUUACGGCGGGACUGAGUUUAUCGAUGAGCUGGAGCUCCUCUGUCAGAAGCGAGCGCUGCUGCUCUAUGAUCUGGACCCCCAGUGCUGGGGGGUCAACGUUCAGCCCUACUCAGGCUCCCCUGCAAACUUCGCAGUAUACACCGCCCUGGUGGAACCCCAUGGGCGCAUCAUGGGCCUGGACCUGCCCGAUGGGGGCCACCUGACCCAUGGGUUCAUGACAGACAAGAAGAAAAUCUCUGCUACAUCCAUCUUUUUUGAAUCUAUGCCCUAUAAGGUACACCCAGACACUGGCUACAUCAACUAUGACCAGCUGGAGGAAAACGCCCGCCUCUUCCACCCGAAGCUGAUUAUCGCAGGAACCAGCUGCUACUCCCGAAACCUGGACUACGCUCGAUUGCGGAAGAUUGCAGACGACAAUGGGGCAUAUCUCAUGGCUGACAUGGCACACAUCAGCGGGCUGGUGGCGGCUGGUGUGGUGCCCUCCCCCUUCGAACACUGCCACGUGGUGUCCACCACCACCCACAAAACUCUGCGGGGCUGCCGGGCCGGCAUGAUCUUCUACAGGAGAGGAGUGCGCAGUGUGGAUCCCAAGACUGGCAAGGAGAGUCUGUACAACCUGGAGUCGCUCAUCAACUCUGCCGUGUUUCCAGGCCUCCAGGGAGGUCCCCACAACCACGCCAUUGCUGGGGUUGCUGUGGCCCUGAAGCAAGCCCUGACUCCGGAAUUCAGGCUCUACCAGCGCCAGGUGGUGGCCAACUGCAGGGCUCUGGCUGAGACCUUGAUGGGACUGGGCUACAAAGUCGUAACAGGUGGUUCUGACAACCAUUUGAUCCUCGUGGAUCUCCGUUCCAAAGGCACGGAUGGAGGCAGGGCUGAGAAGGUGCUAGAAGCCUGUUCUAUUGCCUGCAACAAGAACACCUGCCCAGGUGACAAAAGCGCACUGCGGCCCAGCGGACUGCGACUGGGGACCCCAGCACUGACGUCCCGAGGGCUUUUGGAAAAAGAGUUCCAAAUAGUAGCCCAGUUUAUUCACAGAGGGAUAGAACUGACUCUGCAGAUUCAGAACGAUGUCGGUGUCAAGGCCACCCUGAAGGAAUUCAAGGAGAAACUAGCAGGGGAUGAGAAGCACCAAGGGGCUGUCAGGGCUCUGAGGGAGGAGGUAGAGAGCUUCGCGUCUCUCUUCCCCUUGCCUGGCCUGCCUGACUUCUAGAGGAGCUGGUGGCCACACCUGCCCAGCACGGGAGCGUGGGGACUGCCCAGGAGCCACCUGCUCAAAGACCCAGUGCCCUUCUGAAGAGAGACAGAAAAGCUGCCCCACACAGGACCUGAUCAACUUCUUUGUCCCCUCUGAGGAAAUUUCUUUUUGGACUUUUCUCACAUUAUCUUCUUCACAAAUCAAAAUUUGUUUAAGGCUCAUUGUUAGUAAUUCUGGGACAAGUUAUUAAGGAAUUUAAAUUUGAACCUCACUUUCUCACAGCUAUAAAGAGAAUUAUUCUAGAAAGAUGAAAUACUAUGUAGCUAUUUAGCCUUAAUUCAUUUAGACAAUUGAGUAGGACAGAGCUAUUGGAAAGAUUCCAGUAAUUUUACUCACCCUUCUCUUAGUUACUGGGCUUCCUCCUGACUUGCUGCAACAAAUAAGAAAUACCCAAGUUCAUGGCUCGUAAAAGCUGCCCAUUCAUAAUAUGCCAAAUGAGAACUGAAUUACGACGGUUACAAUUGAAGAAGGAAGUUCUCCUGAAGCUUCUGCUGUGUCCUUUCAGUCAGAAUUUUAAAUCAGUCCUAAGUCCACACCAGGGGCCACUCAGCAUGGUGGGAGUUUCCCUGUCAGCAGCUCAAUACGUGAUGGUAACGGUCUCUUCAUCUCCCACCCUGGGCAGCUAGGGGAGCCUGGGGCACCUCGUCCCGUCCUGAUAACCAGCUCCCUCCUGUGAUCAGGAAACCAAAUGUCACCUUCCCAGAGAAACUUUAUUUUUCACAAAGCUGAAGUGCAAAACAUAGAUGACCAUUUUUAAUAAGCACAAUCAAGUUUUUAACCACAGAAUGUCUACAAGAAUUAUAGCUUUAAAAAAUACAACCAGUUUUUAUAUUUCAAAAAUAUCUCAACUCAAAUAAAUAAAUUUCUUAAAAAGUA